Molecule: messenger RNA, 2678 nt
Organism: Mauremys mutica (yellowpond turtle)
Lineage: Eukaryota; Metazoa; Chordata; Testudines; Geoemydidae
Product: prolactin-releasing peptide receptor-like
Exons: 6
Coding region: 1122-2219 (365 amino acids)
Biological process (GO): G protein-coupled receptor signaling pathway
Cellular component (GO): plasma membrane; neuron projection
Molecular function (GO): neuropeptide Y receptor activity; neuropeptide binding
Source: RefSeq, a predicted model, not a curated record
GCCAGCAGAACCAGAUUUACCUCUAAGAGCUUGAUCCAGUGCAGGGGCACAUCAGAGGCAGUGCCUAGAGUGCUGCUCUGCUCUGAUGAGCCCCAAGAAGUGGAGUGGCUCUGUGAAGCUGUUGCCAGCCAGUCCUAGUUAAAGAAGUUCUGAGGGGGCUUAAAUUGUGCUGGGAUCUGAACCAGACCUACCUUUCCCCCGCACCAGUUGAGCAAAGUGGAGCUCAGCUGGAGCGAAGGUUCAGCCUAGUGUGUGUAGAUUCUUUUCAUUGCAGGCUGGGAACUCCUCCUGCGUAGUUUUCUUUACGUCAUAUCUUCCUUUUGGAACUGUCAGUGUUUGGGGAGUUCUCUAUCGGAUGCAACGCCGCACACCUCUGCCUUGUGUGCUGCUACGGACGAAGACGUUUACUUAGAUUGGAGUCACUCACAAGGUCAGAUCUUCAGUGUCCAUCGGGAGAGCUGUGGCUGAAUACACAAAGCGAGUCUCUACUUCAGAGUUCUGAGAAAUGCCCCUGUGAUGGCAAACCGUUCACAAGCUCUGCGCAGUUUGAGGGUCAAAGCCCCGCAAAGAAGAAUUGUCUUUUUUUCCGGGGCAGUUUCUGGCUAUCUGAAAACAAACAAGCCCACCUUCGAGACCUGAACAGCAAGCGCCCCCAGAGAUCUGCUCUGUGGCAAUUGGAACAACAGCUUCUCUGCCCGAUACUGCCAAUGUACAGAGUGGGGUUUCCAGACGACACGCCGCCGUGUCUUCAGUGAUCUACGGGUCCUUGGGCUGGAAACCAGCGGUGGGUGGCCGCCAACACCAACGCAACGAGAGGACCUGGGACGAGCCAGCGGCUUGAUUCACCACCAGAACUGGACCCGCUAUUCCAGCAGUGGUCAGAACAGUGCCAAUGACAGAGGUUCCACUUUCACAAUUUCUUCAAUUUCUUGUCCCUGAAGCUUUGUACAAUUGAUGCCCCUAAGGUGCCAAAUCCAUAUAACACAGAAAGGACGAAAGGCAUCCAUAACUGUCAAAGAGGUCAACAUGGACCAUGACAAAGGACCAAUAGAAUUUCCAAUUUUAGUGUGAUAUGUUCGAAAUGCAAGGAUAAGUAACAGUCAUCAGACGUGAAACUCAACAUGGCACAGGGCCAGCUACCAAACAACUCUUUGAAGAACAGUUCGAUCCCUGUGUUCACUGGCCUUGACCUCCUCUUUGACCUGAAACCCCUCUUCAUUCCCCUCUAUGCCACUCUGGUGGCUGUGGCUUGCACCGGCAACUUGCUCCUCAUUCUCCUUAUCGUUGUCACCAAAAAACUGCACAGCACCACUAACUUCCUUAUUGGAAACCUGGCUGCAGCUGACCUGAUCAUGUGCAUUUUCUGCGUCCCACUGACUGCAUCCUAUGCCUUUGAGAUCCGGGGCUGGCUCUUUGGGGUGUUCAUGUGUUACUUUGUCACCUUGAUGCAGACUGCCACUGUAUUUGUGUCUGUGCUGUCCCUCACAGCUAUUGCAGUGGACAGAUAUAUUGUUGUUGCUUACCCCAUUCGCAAAAGGCUAAGCCGCAAGUCCUGUGUCUAUAUAGUGGCCUUCAUUUGGUUACUCUCCAUUGUGGUUUCUGUGCCUACAUCCAUGCACACCCAUUAUCUGGAUCUCAACAAAAUUGGCCAUGACAUGUUCAUCUGUGAAGAAUUCUGGAAGCACCAAGAGAAAGAGAGGCUGCUGUACUCAUGCUCAAUGCUCCUUUUGUCCUACAUGCUCCCACUUUCUGCAGUGUCUAUCUCCUACUGUGCCAUUUCUUAUCGCCUUAGGAAGAGGAAUGUCCCAGGGGCUGCCUACCACAACCAAGAGAAAUGGACCAAUAAAAAGCGAAAGACCUUCCGGGUCCUUAUUAUUUCAGUCAUGUGCUUUGCUGUCUGCUGGCUACCUCUGCAGGUGGUGAACCUCAUCAGAGAUGUAGAUGAGGAGUUCACCAUCUUGGACAAGAGGUACGUGAAUGUCAUUCAAGUGUCAUGUCACUUGAUCGCCAUGAGCUCUGCCUGUUAUAACCCUUUCAUCUACGCCUCACUCCACGACAAAUUCCGAUUCCAUGUUAGUAACUAUUUUUGCCAUCACAAGAAGAGGUCCAGCAUCAUGUCCCGCAAGGCCUCGCGACUCAAUACCUGCUCCACGCUGGCAGACAUUCCUAUGGGCAUCACCGAUAAGUUAACCCUGCAAGGCAGGUUUUCUUUUAACUAAACCACAGCAGGAGAUCAAAUCAGCAGAGGUGGCAUGCACCUUAGUUCUGGGCUUGUUAUAUUGGACAUUGAAGCAAGUGGUGCAAGUUUUGUGACACUGGUAAUUGGUCAUUUCAAGACAAUGUAGAUAUCUGAGAACUUGGCAGUAGUGCAAGGGAAACAAACAUAUAACAGUUUGUGUCUAAAGGGAUAGAAACAGCUCAUCUGAGCAACUGAAGUGUAUUCUGCUCUUUGUCAAAACAAGCAAAUUCAACAACAAAAAUGGCAGUCCUGUAAGUUUAAGUUAAUUCUGUAUAGUUUUUACUCAUUAAUAUUGUCCUCAUUUUGUAUAAGGUGAUGCUAUGGGAAUAGUAAGCAUUUCCUUUGACUUGAUUCAGUUCAAAAGCUAAAAAUUUUUUACAUAUUAAACAACAGCCAUUUGCUCUGUUGCAACAGACCAGUAAUCAUGCCCUCAAGAUUA